This is a messenger RNA of Puccinia triticina, 225 nucleotides long. RefSeq lists its product as uncharacterized. NCBI's taxonomy places the organism in Eukaryota, Fungi, Basidiomycota, Pucciniomycetes, Pucciniales, Pucciniaceae. The transcript has 4 exons. The coding region runs from base 1 to 225 and encodes 74 amino acids. The record is from RefSeq and is a predicted model, not a curated record.
AUGAAAUCAGUUCCGAAUGUGGUAAAAACGUCUUUAGACGCGAAAUUGGUGCUCUUGGAGCAAGCGUUACAAGCCCAAGCAGCAGGGAAUGCAGCAUUGGCCAAACUGAUCCUCAAGGCGGUAGUUGAGAUCAAGCCGGUGAACGAAUCAAGACAUGAGGCGUGCGUCAACUGGAUUCCGCAGCAGGCAGCUGUGCACAACAUCUACUGGCCCUACACCGAUUGA